Molecule: messenger RNA, 2660 nt
Organism: Sycon ciliatum
Lineage: Eukaryota; Metazoa; Porifera; Calcarea; Leucosolenida; Sycettidae
Exons: 6
Coding region: 1-1353 (450 amino acids)
Source: RefSeq, a predicted model, not a curated record
AUGACGAAAACAAUGGUAUCCUGCUCGCCACCGUCCACUACCGGUACGAGUACGUGCACCACUGGAUGUAGCAGUGCGCCGCUGGCCAUUUGCAGAGGACCAGCUCAGCUUCUCUGGAUUCGGGGUGAUUCUCACGGAAAGCUCAGGAAAGUUGGAGACGAUUCUACGGGUGCAAUCAGUCUACCACUACCUGUGUUUCUAAGCAUAAAAGAACGCAAGAACGUUGCCAAUGCACGGUGUCCGCCUGGCAGCACGCAUUGCCUUCAGAUCAAAGCGGAUAUCACGACCCCAGCCAGGUUUGAACCCAUAGAACUUCACAACCUCAUCGGUGUCAAGUUCUGGCACAAGCGCAAACAGGCAAGCCGCCAGUGCGUUGGCUCUGUUCAAGCAGAUCUACCGUCGUUCAAACUGACCUUACACGACAGACAGGGUGGAUAUAAUCCGUCCUGUGAACUCGCCUUCUCCUCCUACAGACAGUGCCAGAAGUGGAGAACAUCACUCACCGCAUGCAUUAUUCCAAGUGAACAGCGGCCACCAGUCCCUGCACAGUCAACAAGUGAUUGGACGCUGACAACAGAUAGCCGGCAAGUGGGUGGGUGCAUGCCGUGGGCUGGUUGUCGGCCAUAUGCACUUCCUCGUCCACUCAUCACCAUCAAGCAGUUCUUUGGUUAUUAUGUUGAGCCGGACAGCGAUCCGUAUCAGCAGCAGAAGUUGAGAUAUGACAAGAGACAGAUGGUCAUGCGAUCAAGACAGAAAGGCUAUGUGGAAAUUCUUGAAAUGGGGGAUGAUGGCGUAUUGAUCAAAGAAGCCGAAAGCACCACGGAAGAUGUGGUCGUGGCAGGUGCGUCUUCUCCCCCUUCAAAACAGACCAGACCCAGCCUUCUGAGUAAAGUUCGCCGUCGGCUGCAUCUCAAUGCUCGCCUAAAAGCAUUCACGCAAUCACAACGCGUAGUGCAGAAUCAAUCACAAGACCAACAACAGCAUCGGCAACAACAUGAGAAUGCUGCAAGCCUUGGGUCAAGGACGGACAAAGUUGGAACAUCUGCUGAUGAUGAUCUUGUUCUCUCUAGACAAGACAGUGGUAUACUGGAAGAUAGUCGGAGUCACAACAGUGGGGAAAAGGAAGUUGUGGAAGACUAUGCAGAUCACGGUGAAGAUGAAGAUAAUAGCCAACCCAAAACAAGCAAUGACCUUGAAUGCAAGUCACGUACUGGCACGAAUGGAGCUAAUCAACCAAAUGAUGGAACAAAGCUACCAAGGAAGCAAGAUAUUGCGUCGUUGUUUGCAAACAUGAAGCGGAUCGACAUGGAUGAGGUAUAUGGCAACACAGCAAGAUGUGGACAUGUGGUAUGAGAAGCAAACUCCAUGCAUCACAGUAGGGUACAAUACCACAGGUACCUACUAGAAGUCACCACUCAACACACAUACAGCACAAGUUCUGGGACCAGUGCUGAAGUAAGCCUUGGAUUUUCCCGACCGUACCACCCUGCACGGUGCAUCCAACCGGCUAGAGAGUGAACAUGGCAUCAAACCUUUCGUGGACAGUUCUUACUUUCCCCUACCACCCCAGUGUGCCAACUAAGCCUUGUCAACACGACUGAUGAUGUUGGCAAGCUGAUUAAAACUUCACUAGUUAUGCAUGGUAUCUUUUCACUGUGCACUCCAGUACAAUGCUGCAACACUAGUUUGAGCUGGGUGAAAGGGUGAGCUUGCCAUGCCACUCUGUGUGUGCCGAGCAUUGAGUUUCGGAUCGGUGUAACAAGUUAGUACCUUCCUCAUCAACAUUUCAGUCAGACAAGAUUGAAAACAAAUCAUGCCUCUGAGCAACAUCUACUCAAAGUACCUGCCUGAAAUGAAAGGUGUGACUUUGACCACCUAUACCAAUAUGAUGCCAUUGCUUCGCAUUCAAAUCUUCAACGCUGUCUGGACGCUAAUCAAUGGUGACUGAUGCACUUGACAAAAUACCAUAAUUAUAGUGGCCUACUCACCUGUAUAAAACUCUCAGUCGGCUGCUCCUAUAAUUCUCAUGCACACUUCCAUUUAGAUUUUAAUGAUCGGAUCUGUUGUUUUGUUUUCUUGGAGGGAUUUUUGCAAAAAUUGUUGGAUAUGCUCUUCAUAUUUGUGCAGCUGCACUGUUGAGCUUCCGAUGUAAAACAAAUAAUAAUAAUAAUAAUGCUCGAACUAUAACAAUGGACGCUUUCGAUUACACAGUCUGGACCCAGGUUUUAUAAUUCUUGAAUGAACACAAUGAACGGAUUGCGGCCAUGUGAACGAACGGCUACUCGUAAGAAUCAUAAAAGGGGAUCACGUGGGAUCCCGUACACCCUCGCGCACACGUGGACCUAGCAUGGCGUGUACAUUGAGUGCAUCAAUUCUGGCGGGAGGAUUCCGCCCUCUCUCCAGAAUUGACGGAAUUGGAUUCCGUCGAUUCUGAAGACGGAGUUUGUGUAAUCGAACGGUGCAUCCACCAUAACUAAUUCUAGAAUUUACCGAAAUGUGUGUAAUGGAACGCGCCCAAUGAAGAGUAUUGCUGUUUUGCAAAUAUUGUAGUGAGAUACUUUGUGCAAGUCAUGCUCGUGUGUUGUUGGUGCAUGGAUGCGUGGUGCUGUGGUUUUGGGCGUUAGUCUUCAAUGUGAGUUGAUCAUGUCCAGUGUUUUCAU